This is a messenger RNA of Brassicogethes aeneus, 1048 nucleotides long. NCBI's taxonomy places the organism in Eukaryota, Metazoa, Arthropoda, Insecta, Coleoptera, Nitidulidae. The record is from the annotation of a GenBank genome assembly.
AAAUGUAAAGUAGUUCAAAUGUUUCGCCGUAUGUUUUGACAUUUCCGCUGUCAAAAUAUAACGUUUUGAAGCAUAUUCUUGUGUUUUUCUUUAAUUUUAAAGCCCCAAAAUGUCCGAACGGAAAGUUUUAAACAAAUACUACCCCCCGGAUUUUGAUCCUUCGAAAAUACCCCGCAUGAAAUUGCCGAAAAACAGGCAAUAUACAGUGCGUUUGAUGGCCCCUUUCAACAUGAAAUGUGCAACUUGUGGGGAGUAUAUUUAUAAGGGUAAAAAAUUUAACGCGCGUAAAGAAGACGUGGAAAAUGAAGAUUAUUUGGGUAUAAGAAUUUAUCGAUUCUACAUAAAGUGUACAAGAUGUUUACAAGAAAUAUCAUUCAAAACGGACCCUAGAAACACAGAUUACGAAAUUGAGGCAGGGGCAACAAGAAAUUUUAUGGCGUUGAAGCUAGCAGAAGAGCAAGCUGUGAGAGAAGAAGAAGAAGCAAAGGAAGAGGAGGCUUCCAACCCAAUGAAAUUGCUUGAAAAUCGUACAAAACAAUCCAAAAAUGAGAUAGAGUUAUUAGAAUCUCUGGAGGAGUUAAAAGAUUUAAAUAAACGACAACAGGUUGUUGAUUAUGAUACGAUGUUGUUGGCUUAUGACAAUACAAUGUCUGAAAGAGAGAGGGAGGAGAAACUGAAGCAAAUGGACGAGGACUACAUAAAGUCAAUAAAGUUUAAAAGCAGUGAAAAACGUAAAUUGGUGGUGGAAGAGGAGGUAAUAGAUGAAAACAACGACGAAAAAACAAGUAUACAGAGUGUUCCAGCAACAUCAACUAGUUCCCAGUGGUCAAAACCUAAAGUGACGGCAAAUGUGGCAAAAAAGAACAUUUUGGGGGGCUUGGUAAAGGUUAAAAAGGUUUCAGAGAGUAAUGUAGAAACUAAUAGUAAAAAUAAUAAAAUUCCUGAAAAACCUGUUGUUAAUUCAGGGUUAAGUUUGUUAGGGAACUAUUCUGAUAGUGACAGCAAUAGUGAGUAGUUUUUGUAAAUAAAAGACGAUUUUUUAAUACAA